AUGCCUGCACUCAAGACAUUGUAUCGAAAGCGGACACUAUUCCUGUUCAUAUCGAUCUCACUAUUCGUCAUUUGUCUCACAGUUUUUGUCAAUUUUGUGAACAAUUACAUAAAGAAUGACUAUUUAGGAGACUAUCACUCGGAAUCUCAUUUAGGGGUAUAUAAUAGAUAUGCCGUCUCUACCGACUCAUCCCAGUGCGCACACAUAGGCAAACAAAUUUUGGACUCAAACGGAACGGCAGCCGACGCGGCCAUUGCAGUGAUGCUAUGUAUGGGCGUUACGAUACCCCACUCCAUGGGCUUAGGAGGCGGUUGUCUUAUCUUAGUCUACAACUCAACCACAAAACAGACGGUUGUCAUCGACGGCAGGGAGGAGGCGCCCAAAGAGUCGCACAGAGACCUCUUCGCCAACAUAAGCUGUGACCCCAGACUUCCCCUCUCUAUAGGAGUUCCCGGAGAACUGGCCGGUUAUUGGGAUGAUGUGGUCUCCAAACCCGCUGAGCUCACCAGUGUCGAAAAGCUACCACGAGGGAACUACACGUUACACUCGUUCCCAUUGCCUGGAAGUGGAGAUUUGUUGGCAUUUAUGUUGAAAGUGAUGGAGCAGUACGAGGACGAUAUGAACCACAAGACCGGCAAAUCACUGAACAAAACCACACUUUUCUACCACAGACUCAUCGAGACAUUCAAAUUGGCUUUCAGUCGACGAACACUUCUGGAAGAGGACACCGAUUAUAACAACCCUUUUGUCAAACAAUUGACUUCCGAUGAGUUCGCCAAAGAAACAAAGGAUUUAAUCGACGACUCGAAGACUUUUCCCAUAAAAUCGGAAAGAUAUGGAAAUAAUAUUUAUAUCACUGAAGAUAAGGGAACGGCUCACGUGUCAGUCAUCGACGGUGAGGGCAAUGCGGUGGCUGUCAGCUCAUCCAUCGGGCAAAUCUUUGGGAGCAAAAUAUAUUCAAAACGCACGGGUAUUAUAUUAAACGACCAACUCUUUGAUUUUAAGGUCGAUUAUCAGAAAUAUAAAUAUCCGGCAAAUGAAACAAAUCUAAUAAAUCCCAGCGACUCUUUGGGCGCCUCCUCCCUGCCGUCGAUGACAACCGUCUGUUUUGUGGUUGAGUUGUAG
This is a messenger RNA of Oppiella nova, 1125 nucleotides long. Lineage: Eukaryota; Metazoa; Arthropoda; Arachnida; Sarcoptiformes; Oppiidae. The record is from the annotation of a GenBank genome assembly.